GCGCAGUCGCGGUCGGGCGGAGAGGAGGAGGGCUCGGUGGAGGGCACUGGUGAGGCCCGCCCACGUCCAGGGACCGACAGGGAGACCGGCGGGGAGACCGGCCGCUAGCGCGCGCACAGACCCCUACCUCGUGUGGCUCAUGGACUCUGGGCGCUCCCGCUCCCACUUCCAGUCGGACCUGGACUUCUGUCCGGACUGCGGCUCCAUCCUGCCCCUGCCCGGGGUUGAGGACACGGUCACCUGUAUCCGCUGUGGCUUUUCCGUCGACGUGCGAGACUUCGAGCAGAAGGUGGUCAGGACCACGUUUGUGUUCCACAAGGUGGGGACGGCGGUGCCCGUGGCGGCGGACGAGGGGCCUGAGUUCCAGGGGCCCGUGGUGGACCGGCGCUGCUCGCGAUGCGGCCACGAGGGAAUGGCCUACCACACCCGGCAGAUGCGCUCAGCCGACGAAGGGCAGACCGUCUUCUACACCUGCACCAGCUGCAGGUUUCAGGAGAAAGAAGACUCUUGAUUUUUUUUUCUGGGCGACUCAGCGAUCCCUCCCUCUUCUCUUCCUUGGAAGGUGACGGAUAUUGGGUUCUUAGAUCCCUUGUCCAUCCUAGGUGCAAUGGUUUGCUCCCAUAGGACAUUAUUAUGUGUCAUUGUCCCCAGAGUACACUUACUCUAUUUUUCCUUAUUAAAGUUAUAUUUUUUUAUAUAA
Messenger RNA from Panthera uncia (snow leopard), 700 nucleotides. It is a transcript of the gene POLR1H, whose product is annotated as RNA polymerase I subunit H. Lineage: Eukaryota; Metazoa; Chordata; Mammalia; Carnivora; Felidae. The transcript has 4 exons. Gene Ontology annotation, molecular function: nucleic acid binding; DNA-directed RNA polymerase activity; zinc ion binding. The coding region runs from base 140 to 511 and encodes 123 amino acids. Gene Ontology annotation, cellular component: RNA polymerase I complex. The record is from RefSeq and is a predicted model, not a curated record. Gene Ontology annotation, biological process: DNA-templated transcription; termination of RNA polymerase I transcription.